GAGCGGCUGAGAGAGGACGCAGAAUCAGAGAAGGUCCGAGAAGCAGAGACACUUUGCGUGUUUUCCCCCUUUUAUCUUAUUAUCCCCCCCCCCUCCAUUAACCACAGGCUGAACAAUAUUCCUCUCAAGUGAAAGUCAGCCUGUGGGUGUGAAAUCAGCCGGUGCGCGCAGCCCGUACGGAGUAUUGCGCUGUUUUCUGAGUUUUGGUGGAGGUCGUUCACUAAACUCAGCUGCUGCUCUCGGAGGUCAGUUUGGAUUAUUCGGUGGACGCGUGUUGUAUUGAGCACAAUUCACCACAGAGUUCAUCCCAAAGUUUGGACCGCUGUCACAGCACACUUCUGCCUGUCUUUUAGGUAUGCCUUUGGUCGUCAGUCUGACUCCCGACAGGUAACCAGGUGUGUUGCUGCUCUCAUGGCCUUGACAACCCUGCGAGUGUUCCCUGUCGCUGUGGUCACCAUCCUGGCAGUGCUGGCGUCGUCUGCAGAGGAGCAUGAGUGGCACUUUGAUCCAGCUCAGUGUCGUUACGCCCUGGGGAUGGAGGAUGGCACCAUUCCAGAUUCUGACAUCACUGCCUCCAGCGCCUGGUCAGACUCCACAGAGGCCAAACAUGGAAGGUUGAGUACUGGAGAGGGGGACGGAGCGUGGUGUCCAUUAGGAUCCGUGUUCCCCAGCGGAUCAGAGUACCUUCAGAUUGACCUGCGCAGACUCCACUUCCUGGCUCUGGUCGGCACUCAAGGUCGCCACGCUGAUGGGCACGGUCAGGAGUUUGCACGCAGUUACCGGCUCCGCUAUUCCCGAGAUGGAGAGAAAUGGAUCACCUGGAAGGACCGCUGGGGCCAAGAUGUGGUGUCUGGUAAUGAGAACACCUAUGAUGUUGUGCUGAAAGACCUCGGACCUCCCAUUGUGGCUCGCAUGGUGCGAUUCUACCCCCUCGCCGACCGGGUUAUGAGCGUUUGUCUUCGGGUGGAGCUCUAUGGCUGCCUUUGGAACGAUGGGUUGAAGGCUUACACAGCUCCAGUGGGUCAUGUCAUGCAGCUGCCCGGCAUGUCUGUGUAUCUCAACGACUCCACCUAUGAUGGGAGCACGGAACAAGGGAUACAGUUUGGAGGGCUUGGUCAGCUGUGUGACGGUGUCCUGGGAGGAGACGACUUUACAAAGACUAAGGAGUUGAGGGUGUGGCCUGGGUAUGACUACCUGGGCUGGAGCCGGGAAGCCCUCGGGCAAGGCAGCGUGGAUAUUGAGUUCCACUUUGAGAAACCACGAGUCUUCCACCACAUGCAGGUGCACAGUAAUAACCGUCACACACAGGGUGUGAGAGUUUUCAGCAAAGUGGAGUGCCUUUUUAAGCCUGGCAUCCUCCAGCCAUGGUCCUCUCCUGCCCUCACCUUGCCUGUGCCCCUCGAGGAUCUAAAAGACCCCUCGUCACGACCCAUCUCUCUCCCACUGGGGGGCCGGCUGGCUCAGAUCCUCCGCUGCAAAUUCUACUUUGCCGACCGUUGGCUGCUCAUCAGCGAGAUAUCUUUCCUCUCUGAGCCAUUUGAGGAGGAUGUCACAGACACUGAUUUAUUUCCUCCAAAUAUUCCCAUGAUUCCUGGCACCAAAUCUUCUCCUCCUCCUGUUAAUGUCACCUCCUCUGCUCCCACAUCGAGCCGCGGUGCCUUCAAUUCCACUACCGGGCCUACUGAACCCCCCACCACCACCACCGCCGUCAUGAUGGACACCACUGGUAACUGGACGCUUUCAGGGCCGGCGUUUGCUGCUGUUACUCCAAGGGCGGGGCUUCCCGUGGCUAAAGACGACAGCAGCAAUACAGCCAUUCUGAUUGGCUGCCUGGUGGGCAUCAUCCUUCUGCUCCUGGCUGUGAUAGUUGUCAUUCUUUGGAGGCAGUACUGGAAAAAGUUACUGGGAAAGGCCCAAGGCAGUCUGUCCAGCGAUGAGCUGCGGGUUCACCUUUCGGUCCCCUCGGACAACGUGGUCAUCAAUAACACCCACAGCUACUCGAGUCGCUACCAGCGCAUCCACACUUUUCCGGAUGACCGUGACCACGACAGAGAGGCAGAAGGGGAGUAUCAGGAGCCCAGCGCCCUGCUCCGGCCCCGAGAUCACAGAGACAGCACAGCCUUGCUGUUAAACAACCCAGCCCAUUACCUGCUCCUACCAGAUCACAGAAAAGGCUCGAGAGCAUUAGUCGUCCCCAGCUCCACACAGGUUCGGGAAAAGAGCCUCAAUGUGCCCCAGGCUUGUGGUCUGGACUUUGACACGGAGAAAGGUUUCCCCCCAGCACAGGAUGAGCCUCCUCCCUACCCCGGGUCUCCUCCUUACCCUUCUCUCUCUCCGCCCGUGUCUCCCCCGAUGCCCCCCAGCGUCCCCCACUAUGCUGAGGCAGACAUCGUGAGCUUGCAGGGUGUCAGUGGCAACAACACCUACGCUGUUCCGGCCUUGGCCUCUUCAAGCCCCGGGGCUGAUGCCGCCCCGCUGCCAGAGCUGCCGCGCCAGUGUCUCAUCUUCAAGGAGAAGCUCGGGGAGGGGCAGUUUGGAGAGGUACACCUGUGUGAAAUCGAGAGCCCUCAGGACCUUCCUACACUGGAGUUCCCCUUCAAUGUGAGAAAAGGUCGCCCCCUCCUGGUAGCUGUGAAGAUACUGCGCCCAGACGCCUCCAAGAACGCCAGGAACGACUUCCUGAAAGAGGUGAAGAUCCUGUCUCGCUUGAAGGACCCGAACAUAAUCAGGCUGCUGGGAGUGUGUGUGAGCAGUGAUCCGCUCUGCAUGGUCACCGAAUACAUGGAGUGUGGAGACUUGAACCAGUAUUUGUCCCAACGAGUGCUUCUGGACAAAACUGGGCCUUCACACAAUACGCCAACCAUCAGUUACCCAGCGCUCAUUUCCAUGGCCAGCCAGAUUGCGUCAGGAAUGAAGUUCCUCUCCUCGCUUAACUUUGUGCACCGAGAUCUGGCCACACGUAACUGUCUGGUUGGGGGUGAGAGGGGCGAGAGCGGAGAGGACCAAGGCGGAGAGCGUCACAUCAAGAUCGCCGACUUCGGCAUGAGCAGGAACUUGUACGCUGGAGACUACUACAGGAUCCAGGGCAGGGCCGUGCUGCCAAUACGCUGGAUGGCUUGGGAGUGCAUACUCAUGGGUAAGUUCACCACGGCGAGCGACGUGUGGGCGUUCGGAGUCACUCUGUGGGAGAUGCUGAGCGUUUGUCAGGAGCAGCCGUAUUCCACCCUCACGGAUGAACAAGUCAUCGACAAUGCUGGCGAGUUCUUCAGAGACCAGGGCAGACAGGUGUAUCUGAGCAGGCCGGCUGUGUGUCCUCAGGGUCUCUACGAGCUCAUGUUGAGCUGCUGGAACAGAGACUGCAAGGUCCGCCCAUCUUUCGCUUACAUCCACUCCUUUCUUACGGAGGACGCCAUGAACAUGGUGUAAAGUAAAGCAGAGGAGCAGAAUAAGAAGAAAAGGCUUGUGCGUUCAUGCAUACUUCCCACAGUGGGAAGACGUGGUGGUGGCUACACAUACGGGGCAGACGAAAAGGGAGACCGGGUUGCUCGCUUUUAUAUUUUGUACUUUUUGGGUGGAUGGGGCUGAGAGACCGCUGGUUCGGUUUUAAUUCCACAUCAGACCCCAAAGACAAAGCUAACUUCCUCUUAACAUAGUUUAAGCUACAUUUCUCGAGGGUGGUGGUGGUGGUACUGGUGGUGGGUGCGGUCUGCAUAGGAUCUAAUUUCUUCAUGGAGGGUUUCUGUGACUGGUGAUUAUGUGCUGUAGAGUUAAGGAGCUCAGUUACAGGAAACACUCUGUAAACGUAGGAAAUCAGGAGCAGUUAUGAAGUUUAAUUGGGUUUUUUUUUCAGCAUCUCCACACAGGAUGACAGGUGUGGGUCACAUGACCCGCAAAGUUUUAAGAGAAUGCCUCAUGUCUAGAGAAGAAACACAUACACACACAGACAGGUAUUGUGUCAGUACUUAUAGUAUGUAUAAAUUACUGCACACAGACAUGGCUGAGCUAGAACCUCAGUGAUGGAUUUCAUUUUUAUCUCAGCUCCUUAUCCGUACGUAGCGACCCACGUCCAGAGUUGUCAGUUUUAGUGGACUAAUGUGAAAUGAUGUGGACCAGACAACAGCAGCCCUAUUUCUGCAAUGUGAUCAAGUCAACACCAACGUCGUAGUCAAAAACCCCAAAAAGAAAUAUUUGAACUUCAUCUUUGAGCCACAGUUUAAAAAGAAAAAACAAAGCAGGUUGUAUGAACUUCUCAAACCUGAGAAAAAGGUGCAGAAGAGGAGACUCUGCUACACCUUUGCUGCUCCCACAAACUGGAACAGCUUUUCCGAGCAGAUGUAACACCAGCCAGGCGGUGGACGGGACUUCAGAUGCGCCUGCUCGGGUGUUGGCUGUGACUCAUCAAAAAGGAAAAACUUUUUUUUAAAUUCCAAAAACCAGCUGCACUUUAAACCCUUCACGAAUCCCCGGCUGUGAUGAAACUCGUCUCUGUCAUGAUUCCUCUUUGAUGUGGAUUCUAAUGCUUUUUUUUUUUUUUUCCCAAAGUGAGAUCGAAGCGAAUCACAGAAGCAGGUCAAACAUGCUUUUUUUUAAAAUCCUCUCCAACACAGCGUCGCCAAACCAUUAGAUGUAAAAUAUUUUGUUUUUUAAAUGGAAUGGCAUCCUCAGUUACUUUAAUUUGUGUGACAACCUUCUGUUCACUUUUUUUUUUAAUGUGCUGACAUGUUUAGUCGUCCAGUAAUCUGUUUCCAUUCAUCCAAAUGUAUCACUGUAAUCGUUGUUCAGAAGGAUAUUAUGUGUCGUAUCCGAUAUUAAGCGGGUCAUUCCAUGGAAAGUAAUCAGUGCCUCCCACCUGAGCCCAUCAGAACCAGCAGAUAUUUUUGUACAAAAAAAUGUGGCAUGCAUGCUUAUACUGUAAAUACUUCAUACUAUGAAUAUUUUCCAAAUAAUAGGAACUCAAAGUACACAGGCGAGGGUUCAGAUGUUACACUUUUUAAUUUAAAUUAUCGUUUUAGCAUUUUCGAGACGUGGAAAUGUUAAAAGUGCAGGGAAUAGUUACAAAACGCUGUCAAACCUGAAAAAAAUUGAUUCCAACUGUCAAAAUCUGAGGUAAAAAACUUGGAUCGAGUAAAAGGAACAUGUUGUCCUGCGCCAAAACAAAACUGCCACAAGCUGAGCAGACAAUGAAGCAACAGCAAAGAAAAAAGGAAAACUUUCAUCUGUUAUAACCACAUGCUUAUAUGAGCCUUCAAACAUUACCCAGAAUGCACUUUUUUUUCCUCCUGUGAGCAAAUCAGAUUCAGGCAUCCAGGCUGCUUGUUAUUAUUUCUGUUUCUCUAUAGCAUACAGAUUAUAUGAGUGUAGUUUUGCUUUGGAGCUAUGAUUGAUCCAGCGCCCCUAUAGUCCACUUGACUGAGCAGGCAACUCAUGUACCAAAGACUCGAGUCCUCACCAGUGUCAAAUCCAACCUGCGUUUCUUUCUACCUUCACUCACUCACACGUUCUUAUUUAAUAAAUACAAAAAGUUAAACUAAAUUAAAAAUAAAAACAUUUAUCUUCUACCACUUGUUCAUUUGAGGGUUGAUAUAGGGUAAAAGUAGGGUAUACCCUGGACGGAUUGCCAGUCUGUUGCAGGGCUAACAGAGAGACAACCAUUCGUGCUCAAAUUCGCACCUAUUGUCAAUUCAGGCUUACCCAAACCCACGCUCGUCUUUGAAUUGCGGGCCAAAACCAGAGAGGGGAGAGAACAUGCAAACUCUGCACAAGGUUCAUCUUAAAAUUGGUUAUAGAAAAAAUGUGCUAAGUAAAUACAAGGUAUUGGCUCCAGGUUGUGAUGGUGGGGAUUUAUUAAUAACAAUUUAAUAUUUACAUUACAACUAAAAUAUGUUUUUCACCCAUUUCAUCUCAAAAAAUUUAGAAAAAAAGAACAAAUAAAAUAAGCACCGAGUUUUAACCAACUCUUAAAAUAUUUAUGGUAUGACUGUAAUAUUUUGCAUGCCUUUGUUAAAUAGAAUUAUUGUACCAAAAAUAUAUUGAUUCAGAGGGGUCAGGUGGAAACUUUUUAUAUAUAUAUAGCUAUAUAGAUUUGGCUGACUUUAUAUUGAAUGACCCAGUCUGACUGCGGUAGAGUCAGUGCAUCUACCUAACUGACAGAGCAGCACUGUAAAUCAGUCCUGAUCAACAUCAUGAAGUAACAAAUUCACCGGUGGUGAAUGGUUGUGCCAUACGAGUCCUUUUUGAUACACUGUAGUUUAACUAAACCCAUAUUUUUUUAUAUAUACUAUACGUACUUAGGCUCUCCUUGUUGUCUGAUCUUUGUCCCGUUCUGUCUGAAGCUGAAAAAUCACAGUAUGUACAUAUUUUAAGGACAGAAUUACAAUUUCAUUUAAUAUAUAAACUCUGUCCCAACUGGGGGUCUUCUGUGUUUGUGUAGAACGCUUGCUACGUUGAUGCUAUUGUAAUUCACUGUGUUGUCUAUUUUUGUAGAUGUUUUAAUAAAGUUAAUCUUUUCAAAA
Molecule: messenger RNA, 6512 nt
Organism: Neolamprologus brichardi
Lineage: Eukaryota; Metazoa; Chordata; Actinopteri; Cichliformes; Cichlidae
Gene: ddr1
Product: discoidin domain receptor tyrosine kinase 1
Biological process (GO): protein phosphorylation; positive regulation of neuron projection development; positive regulation of kinase activity
Cellular component (GO): plasma membrane; signaling receptor complex
Molecular function (GO): collagen binding; ATP binding; protein tyrosine kinase collagen receptor activity
Source: RefSeq, a predicted model, not a curated record